AUUCGUAAUCUACAUUUGUUUUUGUACAAUUUAAGUUCAUAGAAUAUUAGCAUUCGGCGUUAUAUAUAAGUUCCAUUUUCCUCGUAGAGAGAAAAGAGCAGAAGCGCGGCAUCAUUUCGCCGAUCGCAAUUUAGAAGAAAUCUUUGAGGGUCAACUAUGGAGGUGGCGGGAGCGGAGUCCCCGGCGCGGGCCAAGUUCGCGCUCCCGGUGGACUCGGAGCACAAGGCGACCGUGUUCCGCCUCUUCUCGCUUGCGAAUCCCCACAUGCGGGCCUUCCACCUCUCCUGGGUCUCCUUCUUCGCCUGCUUCGUCUCCUCCUUUGCUGCCCCGCCGCUCCUUCCGGUCAUCCGGGAUGACCUCAACCUUACUGCCACUGAGAUCGGCAACGCGGGGAUCGCCUCGGUCUCCGGGGCCGUCUUCGCCAGGGUCGCCAUGGGCACCGCUUGUGAUCUCUUCGGGCCCCGCCUCGCCUCAGCUUCACUCAUCCUCCUCACCGCCCCGGCGGUCUACUGCUUCUCCAUCGCCAAUUCUGCCACCUCCUUUCUCCUCGUCCGGUUUUUCACUGGGUUCUCCCUCGCGACUUUCGUGUCCACCCAGUUCUGGAUGAGCUCCAUGUUCUCACCGCCAGUAGUUGGGUCCGCCAACGGCGUGGCAGCUGGGUGGGGGAACCUCGGCGGCGGUGCGACCCAGCUGAUCAUGCCGCUUGUAUUUGGUGUCAUCCGCGAUGCCGGGGCGGCUAAGUUCACGGCAUGGCGGAUUGCCUUCUUCGUCCCAGCACUUUUCCAGACGCUGACGGCCUUCAUGAUAAUGUUCUUUGGGCAGGACAUGCCAGAUGGCGACUUCCGGAAGCUUGAGAGCUCCGGCAAGAAGCCGAAGGAUGAGUUCUCGGGGGUGCUCUAUAAAGGCAUGACCAACUACCGGGGGUGGAUCCUGGCACUGACCUACGGGUACUGCUUCGGGGUCGAGCUAACGAUCGACAACAUCAUCGCGCAGUACUUCUACGACCGGUUCAAUCUGAAUCUGCACACGGCAGGGAUGGUGGCGGCGACCUUCGGGUUGGCGAACCUGUUUUCGAGGCCGGCAGGGGGGUGGCUGUCCGAUGCGGUGGCGAGCAGGUUCGGGAUGAGAGGGAGGCUGUGGGCGCUGUGGGCGGUGCAGACAACGGGGGGUGUGCUGUGCGUGGUGCUCGGACGGGUCGGUUCGCUCGGUGCAUCGGUGGCUGUGAUGAUCGUGUUCUCCGUGUUCGUCCAGGCCGCGUGCGGGCUCACGUUCGGCGUGGUUCCUUUCGUCUCUCGGAGGUCAUUGGGGGUGAUCUCUGGUAUGACCGGCGGUGGUGGCAAUGUGGGAGCUGUCCUGACCCAGCUGAUAUUCUUCAAAGGAUCCAGAUACUCCAGCCAAACGGGCAUCACCCUCAUGGGCAUAAUGAUCAUAUGCUGCACCCUCCCCAUCACCCUCAUCUACUUCCCGCAGUGGGGCGGCAUGUUCUGUGGCCCGUCGUCGGCCAAGGGCACCACCGAAGAGGAUUACUACCUGUCCGAAUGGACCGACCGAGAGCAAGAGAAAGGUUUCCAUCUGGCGAGCUUGAAGUUUGCAGAUAACAGCAAGAGGGAAAGGGGCAGCAGGAGAGGGGAUUUGGUGACAGCCCCCGAAGAAAAGGCCGCUGAUCCAGAGCAGGCUCAGUGAAUUCCAUCAGACUUUUUGUGAUCAUUGGCCUUGAAAAUUAUAGGGUGUUUUUUUCUUCUUCUUCUUUUUUGCCCUGCUCAGGGAGCAUGUUGUUUGACAGUAGAUUCUACAAUCUUUUGGUGGGCUUUCGUUGUUCUUGUACUCUUGCACCAUGUCCAAAAUAUGUUGCUUUCGUCCCAUUAGGGAGUUGGUUUUCUUGGAACAAUAAUUUGAUAAUGUAAAUUUUGUUUGAUAAUAUCAAAUGACUUUCUACUCUUUGGCA
Messenger RNA from Syzygium oleosum, 1945 nucleotides. RefSeq names its product high affinity nitrate transporter 2.5. Bases 157 to 1683 code for a protein of 508 amino acids. The transcript is spliced from 2 exons. Lineage: Eukaryota; Viridiplantae; Streptophyta; Magnoliopsida; Myrtales; Myrtaceae. The record is from RefSeq and is a predicted model, not a curated record. Gene Ontology annotation, molecular function: nitrate transmembrane transporter activity. Gene Ontology annotation, biological process: transmembrane transport.